CUUUCCGAUAUCUCACAUGCUAAAGAGGAAUUGGUUCCUUCCAGCAGGGCCUCCUCCUGGUGCCUCCUCUAAACUGGUUCUUGAAAGUGUCAAGAAAACCUCAUCCAAUUCAAGAAACUACACCUUCAUUGGACGCUUUCCUCCUAAUGCUAGACUCCACCUUCAGCCAUUACCAGGUUAUUCUCUUCUCUCCUGGUCUCUUGAGUCAUUCAUUCCUCCAGUGACUCCUUAUGGUGAUGAGGGAUUAGGUUGCUAUUACAUUAUGUACACUAGAGGGAAUGGAGGGGGAGAGACUAAACUGUGGAUUGAAGUGAAGGGUGAUAUUGAUGUAAGUCCAGUGUUAGAAGUAUCCCUAAUAUCAGUGUAUAUCAACCCUCCUUCAUCAACCAGUGAUGAGUUACAGCAGUUAUUAUCAUUAUUACCAUCAUGGGUCUCUACUAUCAGCUGGACUUCAGUAAUGGACAAUGUGACAUUCUAAUAUACUAUUAAUAUACUGAUAAUAUACUGUUAAUAUACUGAUAUACUCUCUGCUUAUAGUAAUUCCUAUAUAUUUGUAUUUUGUAUUAUUGAAGUAUUAGAAUUUAGACAGUUAAACAACUUCUGUUGAGUAUAAGCUUUAUCAAUACAUUUUUUGUAAAAUAACAUUGUGAAUUUAGCUGACUACAGAAGUGGUAUCAGCAAAGUUUUUGACUUAACGUUACACGAAGUUAAAGAGUUGUAUCAGCUCCUUUCUCCCCUCCAACAGUUGGAUUAUUUAAACCUGCAUUUAUAG
Molecule: messenger RNA, 772 nt
Organism: Amphimedon queenslandica
Lineage: Eukaryota; Metazoa; Porifera; Demospongiae; Haplosclerida; Niphatidae
Product: endoplasmic reticulum metallopeptidase 1-like
Exons: 4
Coding region: 17-478 (153 amino acids)
Source: RefSeq, a predicted model, not a curated record